AAGCAGUAAUGCAACAUUUCUGAUGCGAACUACUGUACAACACCAACAACAAACCAACAUUACAGAUGCAAAAUCCAAAAUGGAAAGAGUCUAAACUACAGUAGAAGCAGCUGGUCAACAUCUGCGGGCAUGAGAGAUAAACCAUGCUUCCGGCAAUUGACACAAAGCCAGAGAAACAUAUCCUGAAGCCAUGGUGGGAUAUUUUCACCGACUAUAUCUCAGUCUUCAUGAUGUUAAUUGCAGUGUUCAGCAUUUAUCUGCAGAUCACACGGGAAACUGUGACCUGCCUACCAUGCAACUGGGUGGACAACAAGCAAUGCAAAACGGUUCCCUUCACAAACGUGACCGCGGACUUGCCGACUGCGCGUGGCAUUUCAAGAAGCAGAUACAUCAGCAACUACUGCUAUGAGAACAACGUACACUGGUUUGCCAAGUAUUUCCCCUAUCUGAUGUGUGUCCACACCAUCAUCUUCAUGGCCUGCAGCAAAUUCUUGUUCACCAUUCUCUCCACCAGCUCAAAACUGGAGAACUUUGUCUCCAUCCUGCUCAAGUGCGAUGACUCCCCAUGGACAACGAAGGCGUUGUCGGAGACUGUGGUGGGGGAGACAGAUCCCACGUCUAAAAUAAUCAAGUCCAGAAUUGAUACUGUUCUCAGUAAAAAAGAUGGGGAGCAGGCGAAGGCUCUUUUUGAGAAGGUGAAGAAGUUUAGAAUCAAAGUAGAAAAAGGUGAUAUAGUCUACCGUGUCUACAUAUGUCAGACAAUCAUAAAAAUAAUCAAUGUUUUACUUAUAAUUACCUACCCAUUCUACUAUAUAAACUUUAUAGACUUCAAUAUUGUGUGUGAGGUGUUUAUAGGAGGGUACAGCACAUUCUCUUGCAUUUACACUUCAGCAAAACCUUAUAGGAUGUACGUCUGGGUAUUCAUCACCUUGGGAGUAUUUUGUACUAUGAUCUGCUUUUAUACUCUGUGUUGGAUGUGGACCCGGUCCCUCAAAACAUACUCCUUCGAAUCAAUGCGAGAGGAGAGCAGAUAUAGUGACAUCCCAGACAUGGUGAAAGACUUUGCGCUAAUGCUACACCUGACGGAACAGUAUAACCCUCUUUACACCGAGCGCUUCGCUGUAUUUCUGUCAGAGGUUAGUGAGAAGAAACUGAAGCAGGUGAACCUGGACAAUGAGUGGACAUUGGAGAAGCUAAGUCAGCACAUCACCAAAGACAUCCAAGAGAAGCUGGAGCUGCAUCUGUUCAGUCUCAGUGGGAUCCCAAAUGCAAUAUUUGAGCUGAAAGAGCUUGAAGUGCUCAAGCUGGAGCAUAUGCAAAACUUACAUAUUCCGCCAAAUAUAAGUCAGCUUUCCAACCUGACGGAGAUGUGGCUUUUCCACACAUCAGCUAAAAUUGAUCCUCCAGCUCUGGCUUUCCUGAGUGAGAACCUGAAAACCCUACACGUUAGCUUCACCGACAUCACAGAGUGCCCCAGGUGGAUCUGCAGCCUGAGGACCCUGAUUGAGCUGCACCUAACCUGUACCAUUGGUGCUACUUUCAUUUCAGCCACUGAAAUGCUUAAAGACCUCAAAAUGCUCAAAGCACUAUAUCUAAGGAACAGUCUAACCAAGCUGCCAUAUACAGUGCUAGAUGUGUCCACCCACCUCCAGAAGCUCUCCAUCAAUAACAGUGGUACCAAGCUGGACUUAAGUUUCGGAAAACCAAUUUUUACAAAUCUGAGGGAGCUUGAGCUUGUUUCGUGCAACCUUAAACACGUUCCUUCCAUCAUCUUCAGUUUGCACAAUCUGCAAGAGAUUGACCUGAAGGACAACAAUCUGACCUCCAUCGAGGCAAUCCUCACCAACAAGUACCCAAAGUGGCUUGUGUGCCUGAAAGUGUGGUACAACAAUAUCACCCACAUCCCACUUCAGAUGCGGAAACUUGCCAGACUGCAGAGGCUGUAUCUUAACAACAAUAACAUUGAAAAUGUCCCCAAGGAACUUUUUGACUGCCAAAACCUGCGCUUUUUAGACCUGAGCCACAACAAGCUGACCAGCAUCAGUGCUAAUGUAGGUCAGCUCCAGAAACUGCAGUACUUUGCUGUGACGGCAAACUGGAUUGAGACUUUGCCCCCAGAGCUCUUUAAGUGUAAAAAGCUGCAUACUCUGAAUGUGGGAAACAACCGUUUGCAGACACUUCCAUCAUGCAUCAAUGAGCUCACCAUGUUGACUGAGCUGGAGCUAAGAGAGAACCUGCUGAGUAGUCUACCAGUGGAGCUCGGCGAGUGUCGACUGUUAAAAAAGAGCCGUCUAGUGGUGGAGGACAACCUGUUUGACACACUGCAAACAACAGUCAAAGAACAGUUUUUGGCCGAAUGAUAGGAAUCACAACUCCGUUCAGCCUGUCUCACUCGUGUUGCAUGGGUCCGAAUUUAGGAAAAGUUCAACUUUCCAAGCAGCAGUUCAAGUGUCAUAGUUAGCCAUGACAGAGAGCACCUUUGGUAGCUCCAACACCAAGCAUCAGGCCCAACUACCAAGUGUUACAGCUACAUGUAUGUAUGAGUCUGCCCUGAGUGUUCAUUUAAGUUUAUUUAUUUAAAUUAGAGAUAUUUUUUCCCUCCCGAUACCGAUUCCGAUACUUGUGCUGGGGGUAUUGGCCGAUACAGAGUAUCGAUACCGAUAGCAGUGUGUUAUAAAAAAAAUAUAUCAUACUACGCCUGCAUGACUGUGGUUAGUUGCAGCGCUGCUCUUUUCGUUUAAUAAACGGGCCGCUCCAGUUUGACUGUAGGCGCGCUAACGGAGCUAGCGCAGCUAACAACGCUAACGGAGCUAACUGGUAAAUACUGCCAAACCGCCGACAUGAUGAGCUAACGUUAGCUCCUUGUCUACAGGUGUCGGGUGAUCAGUUCUUCUUCACACCUCUAAAACAGCACAGCACAACUGUUUCAAGAGCG
Molecule: messenger RNA, 2935 nt
Organism: Solea solea (common sole)
Lineage: Eukaryota; Metazoa; Chordata; Actinopteri; Pleuronectiformes; Soleidae
Product: volume-regulated anion channel subunit LRRC8A-like
Exons: 3
Coding region: 144-2360 (738 amino acids)
Molecular function (GO): protein binding
Source: RefSeq, a predicted model, not a curated record